AUGAGUUACCCUAUUCAUCCUAGAGCUGAGAUGGCUAUGACUAAUAAACCAUCGUCGUUUGAAUCUAAGCAAGCUUGGACUCAAGGUGCUCCACCACCUCGUCCUUUUGGUAGGAUGUCAACUACGCAAGUUCCCCUUCCUGUAGCCGGUAGUAAGAAGCUUGUCGGUCUUGAUCCAAGCUCAGAAGAUAUCGAUUCCGUUAUCAUCCACGAUCUUCAUUGGUGGACAUCCGACCUGCACCUUGUGCUUCUCUGUAAGCAACUUGGAAUUCAAAUAAAACACACCGAUGUUCAUUUCCUCGAACACAAGGUCAACGGCAAAAGUAAAGGACAAGCUACCGUGAUCUGUCAUACCAAAGAGAAUGCAAUCAAGCUCAAUGAGCACUUUCAAGCCAAUAUGUUUCAAGGAAAGAAGGUCCCUUCCGCGUUGGCUACUUGGGCUUAUGGAAAUCCACUUCAUCCCGGCAAUCAAGAAUUCCCCUCGGUCAGACCUUUGAGUACUGCGAUCCACAGCACAGUCCGACAACCUACCAACGCUCACGGUGGAGUCAAUUUCAACCGAGUUCGACCUACUUCUCGAACCGCAAUUCAAGGCAGCCUCGGCAACGGUCAACCGAAUUCUCGUACUUCCAGUACGGACAAUUUUAGCCCUAUUCCCUUACAGCCUCAGAUGGAUGGUGGGCUGAUCCCCGUCGACCCAGCUAUCGCUUGGUCAUCUCACCAAGGAGAAUACAACCCAUAUAAUUUCGUGCCCAUGGAAUACCCUUACCACUACGGUGGACUUGGGUAUAUGAUGGGACCUGUGCCUCCUCACGUCCAGUAG
Molecule: messenger RNA, 822 nt
Organism: Kwoniella shivajii
Lineage: Eukaryota; Fungi; Basidiomycota; Tremellomycetes; Tremellales; Cryptococcaceae
Exons: 9
Coding region: 1-822 (273 amino acids)
Biological process (GO): mRNA alternative polyadenylation
Cellular component (GO): mRNA cleavage and polyadenylation specificity factor complex
Molecular function (GO): mRNA binding
Source: RefSeq, a predicted model, not a curated record